AUGGUGCAAUCGUAUCUUUUGCUCGGAUUCCUGACUGCCCUUUGCCAGCCGGCACAUGGUCUUGUAUUCCGCGAUAUGCUUAAGCAAGAUGUCGGAGGCGAGUCUCUUUACGUGCUGCAUGAUGUUGACGAUGCAACCUCCGUGAGAUUCGGCGACCAAAAGAUCCCUGGAACGAGGGGCUGGAAGUUUGAUACUGAGGGUUUCAAUGAUGAUGAAGCUGUUAUCACGCCUCUGGACUCCGAUAAGACCCUGAUAUGUGAGGAGGGCAGCAAAUGCAAGCUGGAUCUUGAAGGAACAAAGCAUCCCUAUGUGGUUACUAGGGUCUCUGAUCGUCCUAUUUUCACCUUCAAAGACAUGGUUUCGAACCUCUACGUGUCACGCACACCUGACCUCUACCUGGAGCUGACCGAGGAGCCUUCCGAUUCCAUUUAUUUUGAAUUAGAAAAGCUUGUUGGACAUGAGGCAGCAACGGAAAGCUCUGGUCGCGAUUCAUGGAAAGAUCUAUAG
Molecule: messenger RNA, 507 nt
Organism: Penicillium verrucosum
Lineage: Eukaryota; Fungi; Ascomycota; Eurotiomycetes; Eurotiales; Aspergillaceae
Exons: 2
Coding region: 1-507 (168 amino acids)
Source: RefSeq, a predicted model, not a curated record